GCAGCUAUUUUCGUAUGGGUCGCCGUCUAGUUCACACCGACAUCGGAAAAUACACAGAGCUCGGUGCACGGCCAGUUGGAAAAUUAUUAUCAGCAAAGCAGCAAAUAAAAGCCCGACCAAACAAAAACCGAAUUAAGUCAAAGCACACGGAAAGGCCAAAGAAAAGCGAGAAAAGCAAUGACGAAAUGAUUUGAAUUCAGUCGGCAGUCAACGCGCAUAAUCGUAGCCAUCGCACACACACUCGAGCAAACGGGCACACACAUACACGCGGAGGGUGUAAAGGAGAGAGUGGGCCAAAAGGUGGGUGGGCGAGGGUGACUGGGCGCAGCAGCAGCAACAACAACAGCGUGAAAACAAACGACGAUUGCCGUGUAAAUUAAACGGAAAAACAAUGCGAAUACGCGAAAAACGCAAGUUGCAACGAGAAGCAAGGGAGCAGAGAGGGGAAAAGGCUCAGAAGGAACGCAAGGAAUUCUCAAUAAAGACGGAGGAAAACAAGGAAAAGGCCACCGACACGGAGGCUCUCACACCAGCUCCUGCGCCUGCGCCUGCACCUGCUCCAACAGCAGCGACACCCUCCUCAUCCGCACCACCCACUCCCACCCCCAGCCUGCCGGCAGCCGAGAAGGUGGCCUUCGACAACCGCAUCAAGCGCAAGAAUGUCCUCGCCCUGAACGAAAAGGUGGCCGCCCUGCGGGAGUACGAUCGCCUGCCGGUCUACAAGCACGUGGGCCGCCUGUUCAACUGCAGUCCGGAUCAGAUCAAGCGCAUCGUGCAGCAGCGCCAGGAGAUCCUGAACGCUUGGGACCAACGGACACGCAGGAGCCAGGAUGCCAAGACAAUGGAGACGAAGACUGUGCGAGUGUCGAUGCUGGGCAAGGCCGUCUAUGAUUGGAUCCGGCGAAUGAUGUACUACAGGGACUUCAAGAUCUCGGACGGGCUCAUCCAGAAGAUGGCGCUCCAAUUCAAGAGCUCGAUGGGCCUGGCGCACUUCUUUCCGCACCAGGAGUGGUGCGACAAGUUCCGGCGCACAUACAGCAUCCACCACGACGACACCAAGGAGCUGAAGAUCGGCUACAAGCAGGGCUACUCGGUGCAGAUCAAGGACAUUAUCAAGGACGUCAUGUCGGAGUGCAUGCCGGAGAGUGGACCGCGCAAAAGGGAGGAGGACGACGAGGAGGUCAGUCUGGGCAGCCCACUGAGCAGCAAUCCGCGCAGCUGCGGCGAGGACGAGGACGACGACGUAGACGUGGACGGGGGCGAUGUCAGCGGCAGAGAAGAUGAUCUGGACGAGGAGCCGGAUGUGAAGCCCUCUCUGAGCGAGCUGAAUCUGGCCAGGGCCCUCCAGCCCUUGCCGCCACUGGUGCGGCUUCCCCUGCAGACCAACGCCCCGCCCGGCACCUCGCAGAAGGUGCUGCUGGCCACGCCAAUUGUGCCGCCGCGCGGGGGCCAGCCCAUGACGAUGACCAUCAUACCGCUGGCCACGCUGGCCCAGAGCAUCACCCAGAUUCCCUCCCCGCAGCAGUUGCCGCAGGACAAGGGCCCGGUGGUGCCGCCGCCCAAGCUGGAGAUCAAGCAGGAGAAGGACAUCAAAAUGGAGCCCAAGGACCCGGAGGAGUUCCAGACGGAGGUGGACCAAUCUCGAAACGAAAACCAAGCUGCAAGGGAGAAGGAGCCAGAAAAAAUCAUGCCUACAGUGCACGUUAAACAGGAGCCAGAAGCAGAGCUGGAAUCGGAAAUGGACCAGGAGCCCGCUGAUCCCGACGAGGAUGCGAACAACGGACGCUCUAGUGUCACCUCGCUGGCCGAGGUCCUGGCCGCCAAUGUGGAGGACGAGAUGGAGUACAUCGAGCAGAUGCGCCAGCACAAGAUGAGUUCGCCUCCGCCAAUCGAAAAGGUUUCGAAUCCUCGCCAGAACAACAAGCGGCGACGUGAGUCCCUUCACGACGACAACAACAACGGGGAGUCCGGGCAGGGAAGCGGUUCCAGUGUCAUCAGCUGCGCCGAUGCCCGCAAGUACCUGAAACUGCUCGAGGAGUUUGCCCUGUACAAGGAGAACUACCGGCUCAUUGGCUUGAUCACCCGCGCCGACGAGGUGAUGCGGGAAAUCGACGACGACGGUGUGGCGUAGAGUGCUUCAAAAAAGGAGCAUAACGUGGAAAUGGAAAAGGAGGAUGAGGAACAGCUGCAGCCAAAGAGCAUUAGCUAUGCAAACUGUCGCAUCUCGAAGAUGCAGUUCGGUCAGAUGAAAUCAAUCACUAGAGCUAAGAAAACCUUAAUUUUUACUCGAACCAAAUAAACACAAUCAAACCAAAUAAUUUGAAACAGCUGAAGAUUGCAGAAACAAUGAAAGAUAAGAAAGCGAGUAAGAAAUGCAUCUGUAAAAUUUCAGUUACAACCCAAUUAUAUUGACCUAUUUUGUGAGAUUUCGCAGA
This is a messenger RNA of Drosophila ficusphila, 2435 nucleotides long. RefSeq lists its product as uncharacterized. Gene Ontology annotation, molecular function: DNA binding. The record is from RefSeq and is a predicted model, not a curated record. Lineage: Eukaryota; Metazoa; Arthropoda; Insecta; Diptera; Drosophilidae.